AUGCUGAGGAAUAGUUUCGGUAAUGGUUCAGACUCUAAAAGUGAGGACGGCUCUGUCUUUUCGCGGAUGGAACACAGCAUUGUGGCAGCGUGGCUCCUUCUGGCAGGUCUGAUAAGUAUUCUCAGCAACAUAAUCGUCCUGGGCAUCUUUGUUAAGUACAAGGAACUUCGGACACCCACGAAUGCAAUUAUCAUGAACCUGGCUUUGACGGACAUAGGGGUCAGUAGCAUUGGUUACCCCAUGUCUGCUGCUUCAUAUCUGCAUGGAAGUUGGAAAUUUGGAUAUCCGGGCUGUCAGGUUUAUGCUGGGUUGAACAUCUUUUUUGGAAUGGCAAGCAUUGGGCUGCUCACGGUCAUAGCUGUGGAUCGCUACCUGACCAUCUGCCGACCUGACAUAGGAAGAAGACUGACCUCUACCAGUUACGUCAGCAUGAUUCUGGGGGCCUGGAUCAAUGGCCUGUUUUGGGCUUUGAUGCCCAUCGUAGGAUGGGCUAGUUAUGCCCCAGAUCCUACCGGAGCUACCUGUACCAUAAACUGGAGGAAAAACGAUGUGUCUUUUGUGUCUUACACGAUGACAGUGAUUGCUGUAAAUUUCACUGGGCCCUUGGCGGUGAUGUUCUACUGCUACUUUCAUGUCACUUGGUCCAUUAAACAUCAUGCGACUGGUAACUGCCCCACGUUUCCCAACAGAGACUGGUCAGAUCAGGUGGAUGUAACAAAGAUGUCCGUGGUAAUGAUCCUGAUGUUUCUGGUGGCCUGGUCCCCUUAUUCCAUCGUGUGCUUAUGGGCUUCUUUUGGUGACCCGAAGAAGAUUCCCCCCUCCAUGGCCAUCAUAGCCCCACUGUUUGCAAAAUCUUCCACAUUCUACAACCCUUGUAUUUAUGUUAUUGCUAAUAAAAAGUUUCGGAGGGCGAUGUGUACCAUGUUCAGAUGUCAGACUCACCAAGCAAUGCCUGAGACAAGCGCUUUACCAAUGGGUGCAUCUCAAAGCCCAUUGGCUUCUGGGUGAAUCUGAAGUGAGAGAAAAGCACACACUAUCCAAACAUUUUUUGUGUGUGCAGUGGUUUUUUCCAGUACUUUAACUUUAUUUUAAAUA
Molecule: messenger RNA, 1095 nt
Organism: Heterocephalus glaber (naked mole-rat)
Lineage: Eukaryota; Metazoa; Chordata; Mammalia; Rodentia; Bathyergidae
Gene: Rrh
Product: retinal pigment epithelium-derived rhodopsin homolog
Biological process (GO): G protein-coupled receptor signaling pathway; visual perception
Cellular component (GO): membrane
Molecular function (GO): G protein-coupled receptor activity
Source: RefSeq, a predicted model, not a curated record